AUGGCACCUCCGAAUAUGGACAAUCCCCACCCUGUCAAACGCCCCCGCGUUGGAGAGCGGACCUUGCUCGCCUGCGUCGGCUGCAAGCAGAAGAAGCUCAAGGCACGGUCUUCCACCUUCAUGUGCUCUAAUGGGCGAGAGUGCCUCGUUGAAGACCCUGCGACGGGUCUGUUCCGUCCUCGAGAUUACAUGCAGUCACUGGAAGCAAGAGUCGCCUAUUUAGAAGGCCUCCUCCAACAAGUCCGACCUGAUGUAGCCUUGGAUCACCUUGCUGGUCUCGAGAAAGCCCACGCCGACUUAUCGCCUUCUGCUACAUUCCCCGAGUUGCCCCGACCCUCGGCAUUGCGCAAUGGCGAAAGAGCGCCCAUAGUAUCGGAUGCAGACGCUGCCGAAAGCCAUCAACACGAUGCAUCUCUAGACCUGGAGGAUCCGGCUGACCAGCUCUCCGCCGACGUUGCUCUGUUAUGCCUCACAACAGCAAGCAAGGAGCCUCACUACUUCGGUCCAUCCUCUGCUGUAUCAUUUUCCCGCGUUGUUAGUGCAGCUAUGAAUCUUCCCAAGAAAGUCGGAGGUUCUCAAGCUAGCGGUAUCAACUUCAGCCACGGUAAUUCAAGCUGGGAGUUGGCAACUCCAUUUCCCAUUAGCUUCCCUUCGGCACCUCUCGGGACUACAUUGUCUCAGGCCUACUUCAACAACAUCCAUCCUCAAUACCCUUUUUUGCAUCGACCAACAUUUCGGUUCUGGGAAGAGCUAUGUUUCAAGGCGGAUAGCACUGGCAACCUUUCACUUGCUGGGGAUAUCGCCCAGUUCUUCGUCUGGAUGGUCUACGCAAUUGCCUCCCUAGCCCUUGGCCCUAACCAUUACGAUACAGCGGAAUCCUACUACAAUAUGGCGCUCGCACACCAGCCUUCAGUUCUAGAGCUUGAUGGUAUUGAGUCAAUACAAAGCCUGCUUUGCUGUGCCGUCUACUCUAUCAGAUCCCCUGCUGGGGGAAGUUUAUGGAAACUCUCUGGACUGGCAAUUCGAUAUAGCAUCGAACUGGGCUACCACAGAAGCGCGUCUACAUACCGCAAGAACUCGAAUCCUCUGAUUGCCGAGAUGUCCAAUCGAUGCUUUUGGGUGGCAUACGAUAUCGACCGUGUUGCAUCCUUCAUUCUUGGCCGGCCAGUUGGUAUCCCCGAUGAUUGCAUCGAUGCUGAGCUCCCUCUGGAUAUCAAUGAUGAACAUAUCAACGCUUUGGGUCUGCUUCAGAGCCCUCGGGCUUCUCCAGAUGAGCCACCAACCAACAUGACAGGGGCCAUCCACGUUAUUAAACUCCGCCGACUCUGGUCAAAGGUUGGGAACAGCAUCUAUCCAGCCAUCACGAAAUGUUCUCCGAGCCAAGAAGUUGCAAAGAAGCCCUUGAUCGAUCAACUUGCUAAGGAACUCGAGAGCUGGCAUGCCGAAAUCCCGCAGCCACCUGAUACGGCUGGCCUCGAUCCAUUGUCCGUAUUUGCGUCUCGGGAGUGGUUCAAGCUAGCUUAUGACCACUCAGUCCUCCUUCUAUACCGUUACUGGAUCACGCACAAGCCACCUCCUGGGGAAGAGGAAUCUGUUGAGCAUGCACUUGAGACUUGCUCGCAGAAGGCGAAGGAAAUAUGCCUUCUCUACCGACGGCUGUUUCAGUACCAAUCCAUGCAGUUUACCUGGGGCUCAUUGCAUAUUCUCUUCCUUGGUGGCCUUACCUAUCUGUAUUGUAUCUGGAAAUCAGCAAGAGUGAGGCAAGCGGCCAAGAAAAUGGACGUCAUCAACACUUGCAUGGCCUGCAACACAGCACUUGUCAUUAUAGCCGAACGAUGGAGUAAAGCUACUCCGUACCGGGAUAUCUUCGAAGUGCUUUCUGAGAAAACCAUCGGCCUCGUUUGCGGAGAUGAAUGGAGGCCGCAUGGCAACUCUGCUGUGCCACCUACUUCGCACUCGGGGGAAGCGGUGGACUCACAACCCCUGGAGGACUGGAUUAUGGAGCUUGGCGCCAGCGAUAUGCCGACGGAGUCUGAGUGGUUUGUCCAGCAACUACUUCAAGGGAUGCGGAACACACAAACGGAUAUCACGGCCGAAGCACCUCCGACUUCUUUAGAUAUGUGA
Molecule: messenger RNA, 2124 nt
Organism: Fusarium keratoplasticum
Lineage: Eukaryota; Fungi; Ascomycota; Sordariomycetes; Hypocreales; Nectriaceae
Product: Fungal-trans domain-containing protein
Exons: 5
Coding region: 1-2124 (707 amino acids)
Biological process (GO): DNA-templated transcription; positive regulation of transcription by RNA polymerase II
Molecular function (GO): sequence-specific DNA binding; DNA-binding transcription factor activity, RNA polymerase II-specific; zinc ion binding
Source: RefSeq, a predicted model, not a curated record